Hydra vulgaris (swiftwater hydra) is the source of this 360-nucleotide messenger RNA. RefSeq names its product zinc finger MYM-type protein 5-like. Lineage: Eukaryota; Metazoa; Cnidaria; Hydrozoa; Anthoathecata; Hydridae. The record is from RefSeq and is a predicted model, not a curated record.
AUGGGACCUUCUUCAAAUCCUAGCAUUUUUCCAAGAGAUCAAAAAGAACGCAAAUUCCCUACUUAUAUCUUUUUAGAGGAACAAAGAAACGGAGAAAAAGUUAAAAGAGAUUGGCUCGUUUGGAGUAAGGCUGUGGCAUCACUCUUUUGUUUCCCUUGCUCCCUUUUUAUAUCGCCUAACUUAACCAGACCCGGUGUUCAAUCCAGUUUGUUGUCUUGGAAUGGAGGUAUAGAUGGAAAUUGGAGAAAACUUUCAGAUCGCGUUAAAAGUCAUCAACAAAGCAAUUUUCACCGUAAAUGUUAUCUCCUAUGGAAAACAGCUACGAUUCACUUGGAGAUGAAACAAAGCAAUGAAAAGUAA